Molecule: messenger RNA, 3654 nt
Organism: Penicillium malachiteum
Lineage: Eukaryota; Fungi; Ascomycota; Eurotiomycetes; Eurotiales; Aspergillaceae
Exons: 6
Coding region: 1-3654 (1217 amino acids)
Source: RefSeq, a predicted model, not a curated record
AUGACCAGACGGUUUUUCGGGGACGAGGCAGCACUUAUAUAUCAAUAUUCAACGAACCUUCCGCCGUCCACCUCAGUGUUUUGCUCCAACUCCAACCAGUACACAAAGUACACGCAGAAGUUCACGGAAAUAUACCCACACCGUGGCGAAAAAGAUUCAAAGGAGUCCACGAUUGUGGUCGAUGUGUGCUCCGAGUUGACGGAAUAUCGAGCCGUUGUGAGUUACCUGCGACGCAGCGGUCAGCUUCGUCUCAUCCACGAUGCCGAAUCUCGUCCAGUGAUGUUCACCAUCGAUGAGGACAAGCAACUCUGUGUCCUCGAACAUGGUGUCCAAGCCUGUGAAGGCUGGUCCAACCUUGCCAUCACCCCAACUGGGGCUUCGGCGUCAUCAUUCGAUGUGAUUCAAUCUGGGACCAUGGUAUUUUUGACUGUAGUUUGCCCGUCAAUCUCAAGCAGUGGGCCAUUCCACGAUGUAUAUCACUGCACGGUGGAUCUGUCCAAAGAAGGAUUUUCCUUUACGAACCCACUGGAGAUCGACGACGAUAAACCAGCAGGGAAGCCACUUUACAAUGCGUCCACUCUUCAACAGACUGAACCGAUAAUUCUCGGUGGCGUCGAGUCCGCCACGAGAGAAGAUGGAAUGAUUUCCCUAUUCAAGGACUUUUCAACCGCGGAACGAGGAAGAUGCGUGGGUCAAGUUUCUGCUCCCGGUGGGGGCUAUUCUCGUAGCUUUGAAUUUAAGGCUGUAAAGCUUGGCAACCUGCGGGGGGUUUUCUCCUUGCUCAAUCCCUGGAACUUAACCGAUGUCUUCAUUGCUCGGCAAUAUGGUAUCGGUUUCUAUGGUUUUGAAAACAUCGACAAUCUGGCGACCGAGCCAAUUCUUCCCGAAGUAGGGUUCCGCCAGCUAGUAGCAUCGGAGGAUGUGGAUCCUCACGCCCCGGAUGAACAGUCCAAGAUCGCCAUCUUCGCCGUUUCGGAUGAUAACUGCCUCUACUUCGUUGAAGGAACCCGUCGCUUUGCCGACCGCAAAGUCUCCUUCUCGGCAUCCGGGUUUCCCAUCAGAACAGGGGUUACCCACCUCUCCGCAAGAUAUAACGCAUCACACGGCACCAGUGAACUGCUAUACGGAACACAGGAUGAAAAUGCUCUGUAUUUCAUUCGCCGCGACCCUGAAGGGCGAUUUUGGAGCGAAGACCGCAUAACUUGGAGGGCCUCGAAGUUUAUCAAAUACGACGCCUUUGUGACGGCCAUGUUAUUCACGGACGGCAACGGCCAACCACUGCCGCUAGGUUAUCCUAUCAGUCUUACUGCAGAUUCAGUCAACGUAGUGACAAAUGGAGCUAGUUACUCUCUCACUCCAUCACCAACUGUGAUAUACACAGAUGCCUCAGGGUCUAUUCUGAUGGCCAUCCCUUCGCAGGAUCGCCUGGGUGUUAUGCCCGUGACAGUCUCUCUAGGACCAGAGAAAGCCAGCUACCAGUUUACGGUGAACCCGGAUGAACGAGUGCGACGUCUACUGGGAAAGUUUGGCUCUACCGACACCUUGUUGAACGCGACAACGACAACGGGGGAGAAGGUUUUUGACGGGUAUCAGACGCAGGACCUCGAGCAGGCAGCCGCUGUUUUGGGAAAUUUCCAAGAGAUGAAGGAAUCAGUCGAGAAACUGCCUCAGACUUCGACACCAAUUGCUGAAAAUCCGGGAAAGAGCAAAGACGAGCCGAGCUGGCUUGAGAAGGUUGGUCACAGCAUCGAAAGGUUCUUCUGCGAUGUCGUCGAGUUCGUCAAAAAGGUCGUCAAAAGCGCAGUCAAGGUCUACAUCCGCGUCGUCGGGCCCGUCUUGAAACUUGUAAUCGAUUUCUUUGGCAAGGUAUUAUCCUUCGAAGUGAAGACAGUUUAUGCCCUUCUAGAAGGAAUUGGCGCGGCUUUAGAUGUUGUCUCUCCAAAAUUCGGACUGAAAAAAUUCUUGAGGCUGCUCAAGCUUUCCUUGGAUCCUGAAUGUAUCAAAGAGACACAGCAGUACUUCAAUGACUCUUUUCUGGGUUCAUUAGGAUAUGUGGAUCGCUUCUUGACAGUCAAUCGGGAGAGCAUGAUUUGUCUUCUCGAUGAUGUCGCGGCACUUGUGCAACGAUUCAUCGAUGAUCCUCGCGACCUUCCAAAGGAGAACCAGGAACAAAAGCCCAGCCUUUCCUCCGGCAUUAUGAACAAUCCUUUCAUUCGACUAUUGUUGACGAUCAACCCCAUUUCAUGGAUCAUGGAAGCCAUAGAGGAAGAGAUUCCGGACAUACAAGUUCCCUCGCUGACCCCUUUGCUUCAAGAGAUGCAACAGGUCGUGGGAAGGUCUAUGAACCGUGAAGGCCAGAUAAUUCGUCAAUUACUCGACACGCUGAUUGAACAGUUUGAAAAAGCGAGAAACGGUAACCAAACCGUGUUGGCGGCCUUCAUGACCAGCCUUCAGGGUACCUUUUGGACGCUUUACGACACCCUUCGAACCAUGGUGGAAGGGCUCUACGACUGGAUAUUGGUAUUUAUCCGGGGCAUUGGGUCAAUUCUUACCCAAGUGUGGAAGAUCCCGGGUUUGACCGAUCUUUGGGAAGACAUAACGGGCACCGAAUUCACUCUGCUCGGCUUUGCGACUUAUCUUCCUAUCGUGGUAACCAAUUUCCAUCGUUUGAUGGUCUUUGACCAGCUCCCUGUUGAGAUGCUUCCUAUCAUCGACUUUGAAACCCUUCCAGUGCAUCGUCUCUAUCAUUCCCAUCAGAUCCAGCCCAAUUUCUUUGCCCUGAACGCAGCCACCGUGGUACCGGAGCAGUUGGAAUAUCUCGCCCCAACAUUGCAUCACACAUUUGCAAACAAAGUGGAGCCACAGAACAUCAGGAUCAAUAGCGUCAACUCAAAGAGCCUAGGUGUCAGCAACUCUGUUCGAGUCUUGUCUGAAGGAGAAAGUUUCACCACAACGAAGACAGGUAACGGGAUCCAUUGGCUGGGCGUCGUGUUCGAGAACGUGGGGCGAAUUUUGAAUGGAACUCUUGCAGGAUUCGAGUCACUUCAUGGAUACGGACAGAUAGCCAGAGGGGAAGCGGAGACUGUGGGAACGGGUCAAGUAGCUCCUGCUACACAGACGGGCACCCGGUUCCGACACAUCAACACCGGGCAGAACGCUGGUGGAGGAAAUGGGAACGGGUCUAGUCAACGCAACCCAAGAUCGGCGACCAAGUGCAUCGCUGCUGUGGGAAAAGUCUUCCAGGUGAGUGGCUUAAUCAUCUCCGGGGUCACUGGAGAAACCGCGCCGACAAGUGAAGACCCUUUUCGCAUUAUUCCCGCGGGACUCGGGAUUCUUGACUUGUUUUGUGUGGUGACUGCCAAUAUCAGUGAGGGUACCUACAAAGGGGCUAAUUCCGCCGCUGAGGUACUCGGCGCUCUCGGGUCCAUUUCCCGCGCAUGGAUACUGGACAAAGAUCAAGAGGGCGAGGUCGAAACGGCGAACAAAUGGUUCCAUACGUUUGGACCUGCUUUUGGUCUCGUUGGAAUGGGCCUUGACUGCUCUAAGGAUCCCCGGGCUAAACUUGUUGCAAUAGGUCUUCAUUUCGGGGAUGCGGUCUGCGGCGUCGUUGGUUUUGCAACGGCUAUCGUUGCGACUAAGCAUGCCAAGGUGUAG